AACCGCCAGCCCGCAGUGAGCGAUUAUCUCCGGGUUAAACAGCGCCUGAAGCCGGCUUUAUCCUCUUUAUUUGUGUACAUCUUCGUCUUUGUGUCUCCGCGGGGUUACUGGAGGAAUCUUACAGUCCGGAGGAUCGCUGGUCUGACGGCAGAGCGGAUGUAAACAAACAGAAGAUCCGGUUUCAUUCAUCAACCAACUCUGCAGUUCUUCAUCGUCAGAGAAUAACAUGAGCUCUGCUCUGGAGGAUCCGACACUUGAGCGCAACUUUAAGGGCCACAGAGAUGCGAUCACCAGCCUGGACUUCAGCCCAGCGGGCAAACAGAUUGCCACGGGCUCGGUGGACGCGUGUGUGAUGGUCUGGAACAUGAAGCCUCAGUCGAGGGCCCACAGGUUUACAGGACACACGGAUACGGUGACGUGUGUGACUUUUCUCCGUCUGCCUCAUCUGCUGGCCUCAGCGUCCAGAGACAAGACCGUCCGCCUCUGGGUGCCCAGUGUGAAGGGAGAGUCGGUGUUGUUCAGAGCACACACAGGAUCGGUGCGCAGUGUGUGUUUCUCCACUGACGGUCAGUCGCUCCUCACCGCAUCUGAUGAUCAGAGCAUCAAACUGUGGAGCGUCCACCGCCAGAAGAUCAUCUGCACACUCAGAGAACACAACAACUGGGUGCGCUGCGCUAGGUUUUCUCCAGACGGUCAGCUGAUGGUGUCGGCCAGUGAUGACAGAACAGUGAAGCUGUGGGACGCCAGCAGCAGACAGCUCAUACACACCUUCUGUGAGCCCGGCGGGUACUCCAGCUAUGUGGAUUUCCACCCGAGCGGCACCUGCAUCGCCACCGCCAGCUCUGACAACACUGUGAGGGUGUGGGACAUCCGCACACACACACUCCUGCAGCACUAUCAGGUUCACAGUGCAGCAGUGAACGCUCUCUCCUUCCACCCGUCGGGGAAUCACCUGCUCACAGCAUCCAGCGACUCCACACUGAAGAUCCUGGACCUGCUGGAGGGACGACUGCUGUACACACUGCACGGACACCAGGGUUCUGCCAGCUGUGUGUCCUUCUCCCGCUCUGGAGAUCAGUUUGCCUCCGCUGGCUCAGAUCAACAGGUGAUGGUGUGGAGGACCAACUUUGACUCUGUGGAUUACAGUCGAGGGCUGCAGCAGAAGAGAGACCGAGUUCACAGAAGACCUUCAGCACAGGUGUCUGGAGCCGCCGGUGAUCCUGAGAGCCGAUCGGGACAGAAAACAGAGGUUUCGCCGCUGCUGGGAGUGUCUGUGGAGAGAUCUGUGCGUGAACCGACCCCUCAGCAGCAGCAGCAGAUGGAUGCGGACGGCGUUCCUGAGGCUCUGACCAGCACACUGCAGCACAUCAUCGGCCAGCUGGACGUGCUCACACAGACGGUGGCCAUUCUGGAGCAGCGACUGACUCUGACGGAGGACAAACUGAAGGAGUGUUUGGAGACUCAGCGUCAGGCCAUGACUGAACACUGAUGGAGAAACCUCCAUCUGAAGCCCCCAGUGUGUGUUUGUCCUGCUGAAAUCAGCUUUCUCACUGGCUUCAGUCACGAUGGUAUACAGUUAUUAUUCACUCUGUCUGCAGUUCACUGUUUUUACUCUUGCUGCUGCUCAUCAAUUAAAUCACACUGCAAGUGUUCUGCACAUAAA
Messenger RNA from Danio aesculapii, 1663 nucleotides. It is a transcript of the gene poc1a, whose product is annotated as POC1 centriolar protein A. Gene Ontology annotation, cellular component: centriole; ciliary basal body. The record is from RefSeq and is a predicted model, not a curated record. Gene Ontology annotation, molecular function: protein binding. NCBI's taxonomy places the organism in Eukaryota, Metazoa, Chordata, Actinopteri, Cypriniformes, Danionidae. Gene Ontology annotation, biological process: cilium assembly.